Molecule: messenger RNA, 619 nt
Organism: Vanrija pseudolonga
Lineage: Eukaryota; Fungi; Basidiomycota; Tremellomycetes; Trichosporonales; Trichosporonaceae
Gene: Rpl28
Product: 60S ribosomal protein L28
Exons: 3
Coding region: 25-483 (152 amino acids)
Biological process (GO): translation
Cellular component (GO): cytosolic large ribosomal subunit; ribosome
Molecular function (GO): structural constituent of ribosome
Source: RefSeq, a predicted model, not a curated record
CAACCCUCAACAACUAGAUCAAAAAUGUCCGCCGACCUCCAGUGGCUCCUCGUCCGCAAGUGGAACUCGUUCCAGCGCAAGGCCGUCAACGGCCCCGUCUUCUCGGCUGAGAAGGGCAACCUUGUCAACCUCCACUCGGGCAAGUACUCGGGCCUUGCCAACAACAAGGUCAUCGACAUCUCGGCCACCCCCGAGGGCGCCAUCAAGGUGACCAAGAUCACCGCCGACGGCCGCAAGGUCGCCUCGACCCAGAAGUCGACCACCCUCCGCCGCUCGACUGGCCCCCGCCGCGCCAACAAGAUUGCCGCCGUUGAGACCGCCUCGAAGGGCUUCCGUGCCGACCUCCGCCCCGCCGCCGUCGCCCGCGCCUCGGCCCUCUCGCGCGCCGCCCGCCGCUCGGUCAACCCCCCCAAGGACUUCCCCAUCAAGACCCGUGGCAAGAAGGCCGUUGUUGCCGAGGAGAACGCCAUCGAGGUCGACUAAGCGCAUUUAGUUGAGACGACGGUGUUGUACGAGAGGCAUUGGGCGCUGGACUAGGUGCGCUGCCCGGCCUGUCCGCGCCUGGGAGGACGUUUUUGGUAGUUGAGAUGUUUCAUGCCACAUCCUCCGCAUUGAACAA